Lacerta agilis (Sand lizard) is the source of this 6078-nucleotide messenger RNA. It is a transcript of the gene ERBB3, whose product is annotated as erb-b2 receptor tyrosine kinase 3. NCBI's taxonomy places the organism in Eukaryota, Metazoa, Chordata, Lepidosauria, Squamata, Lacertidae. Bases 254 to 4318 code for a protein of 1354 amino acids. The transcript has 28 exons. Gene Ontology annotation, cellular component: basal plasma membrane; signaling receptor complex. Gene Ontology annotation, biological process: protein phosphorylation; positive regulation of kinase activity; cell surface receptor protein tyrosine kinase signaling pathway. The record is from RefSeq and is a predicted model, not a curated record. Gene Ontology annotation, molecular function: protein tyrosine kinase activity; ATP binding; neuregulin receptor activity.
GUGUGUAAUUUGUGAGUUGUUGUGUGUAAGUGAAACUGAUCAAAGGCGCCACGGCUGGUGUUCUUGGCUCUGGAGGAGAACUUGCCGCGUCGAGAGGCGGCGGGGACGGAGGCGACCAGCUCAAUACACCCCCGCUGUGCCAGAGAACCGGAGAGCUUGGUGGGCAUUUCGCUUGGGGAUCAGGUGGCUCAUCCUGUCGCCCUCUUCCUCAUCCCAAAUGCAGAAUGCCAUAGCCUGAAAAACGCGCCGCCGCAUGCCAGGAGCAAGUGGUGGUGGGAGGAAGGGAGAGAAAGGAAGGAAGGAAAAAGUCCAAGCAAAUACAAAAGUAACUCAAGAUCUUUCAGCAAUGAAGAGCAACUUGGUCAGAAGCUUCGUGCCUUGGCUGGUUCUUCUCCUGUGGAGCCUGAGGUCUGCAGCUUCUCAAGCAGUCUGUGCAGGCACCCUGAAUGGUCUCAGUGUCACGGGAGAUUCCCACCAGACAUACCAGACACUACAGAAAAUGUACAACAACUGUGAGAUCGUCAUGGGCAACCUUGAGAUUGUGCUCAUUGAAAGAAAUUCGGACCUCUCAUUCUUGCAGGCUAUCCGAGAAGUGACUGGCUACGUUCUGAUCGCCAUGAACAUCUUCACGUACCUGCCACUGCAGAACCUGCGCAUAAUACGAGGGAUACAGCAGUAUGACGACUCUGGUGACAAGUAUGCCCUCUACAUCCUCCUCAACUAUGGAAAAAAUGCCACACAUGGGCUACAGCAGUUGGGCUUCAAUCAACUCACAGAAAUCCUGUCUGGGGGUGUCUACAUUGGGAGGAACCAGCAGUUGUGUCAUGUGGAUACUAUCAAUUGGGGAGACAUCAUCCGGGAUCCAAGCUACCCUGCAGUGAUCCAAAAGAAUGCAGACAAGUGUUCUCCAUGUCAUGAGAGCUGCAAUGGUCACUGCUGGGGUCCUGGUCCUAAUAACUGUCAAACAUUGACCAAGACCAUCUGUGCCCCCCAGUGCAAUGAGCGCUGCUUUGGCCCCAACCCCAAUGAAUGCUGCCAUGACGAAUGUGCAGGAGGCUGCACUGGCCCACUGAAGACAGAGUGUUUUGCCUGCCGGCAGGUAAAUGACAAUGGGGCCUGUGAAACACGCUGCCCUCUUCCGUUGAUCUACAACAAGCUCACCUUCCAACUGGAGCCAAACCCAGAUGCCAAAUACCAGUAUGGUGGCGUAUGCGUCAAAAACUGCCCCCAUAAUUUUGUGGUGGAUCAGAGUUUGUGCAUCCGGACCUGCCCUAAUCACAAAAUGGAAGUGGAAAAAGGCGGCCGGAAGAUAUGUGAGCCUUGCGUGGGGCUGUGCCCAAAAGCUUGUGAAGGGACUGGAAUUGGAAGCAAGUAUCAGACAGUGGAUUCCAGCAAUAUUGACAGCUUUAUCAACUGCACGAAAAUCUUGGGCAACCUGGACUUCCUUAUCACUGGUCUUGUAGGAGACCGCUGGCACAACAUAGCUCCCCUGGACCCAGAUAAACUCAACAUCUUCCAGACUGUGCGAGAGAUCACAGGUUACCUGAACAUCCAGUCGUGGCCCAAACACAUGCACAACUUCAGCGUCUUUUCCAACUUGGAAAUCAUUGGAGGACGCAGCUUGUAUAACCGUGGCUUUUCAUUGCUGAUCAUGAAGAACAUGAAUGUGACAUCUUUGGACUUCCGCUCGCUUAGGGAGAUCAGUGCCGGCAAGGUCUACAUUGCCGAGAACCGGCAGCUUUGCUAUUACAACACGGUCAACUGGGAACGUUUCUCCCGCCGGCGUUCGGACCUUGACAUCAAGAGCAACAAACCUGCCAGGAAAUGCACCCAAGAGGGGAAGGUCUGUCAUCCUCUUUGCUCCACUGAUGGCUGUUGGGGUCCUGACCCGGAUCAGUGUGUCUCCUGCCUUAACUACAGCCGUGACGGAACCUGUGUUGACUCAUGCAGCUUCUAUGAGGGGGAUGUUCGAGAAUUUGCACAAGACGGGGCGUGCUUCCCAUGCCACCCACAGUGCCAGAAGAUUGAAGGAAGCCUAACCUGCAAUGGAUCGGGUGCUGAUGCCUGUAUGAAUUGUGCUAACUACCAGGAUGGGCCGCACUGUGUAGAAAACUGCCCUGCAGGCAUCGUAGGGGUAAAGGGGCUCAUCUUCAAGUUCCCCUAUGCCAACAGUGAGUGUCGGCCAUGCCAUGAGAACUGCACGCAGGGGUGUGAUGGACCACAGCUUGAAGAUUGCUUCAUGGAGGAACUGCCUGUUCACAGGGUAGCUCCGACAGUGAUUGCUUUGACGGUUGUGGGCUGCCUCUUUGCCAUGUGUUCCUGCAUCUUACUCACCUUUCUGUAUUGCCGUGGCAAGAAGAUUCAGAAGAAGCGAGCCAUGCGCAGAUACCUGGAGAGAGGAGAGAGUUUGGAGCCCCUGGAUCCCAGCGAGAAAGCCAAUAAAGUCCUGGCUCGAAUCUUCAAGGAGACAGAAUUAAAGAAGCUGAAGGUUUUAGGAUCCGGAGUCUUUGGGACAGUGCACAAAGGUGUCUGGAUUCCAGAAGGAGACUCCAUCAAGAUCCCUGUGAGCAUCAAAGUAAUCCAAGACCCAAGUGGCCGGCAGACAUUUCAUGCUGUCACGGAUCACAUGAUGGCGAUAGGUAGCCUGGACCAUGCUUAUAUUGUCCGUCUCUUGGGUAUCUGUACUGGCACCCAACUGCAACUGGUCACCCAGUUCCUCGACCUCGGCUCGCUGCUGGAGUAUGUCCGCAAAAACAAAGAUGCCAUUGGCCCACAGCUGAUGCUCAACUGGUGUGUGCAGAUUGCCAAGGGCAUGUAUUACCUGGAGGAACACCGCAUGGUCCAUCGCAACCUUGCUGCUCGCAACGUUUUGGUAAAAUCCCCUAGCCAGGUACAGGUGGCAGAUUUUGGCAUUGCCGACUUGCUGUAUCCAGAUGACAAGAAAUACUUCUACAAUGAGAUCAAGACACCGAUAAAAUGGAUGGCUUUGGAGAGCAUACAUUUUGGAAAAUAUACACAUCAAAGUGACGUGUGGAGUUACGGAGUGACAUUGUGGGAGAUGAUGACCUUUGGAAAUGAGCCUUAUGCCGGAAUCCACCUUUCAGAAGUACCUGACCUUUUGGAGAAAGGGGAGCGUCUCUCGCAGCCCCAGAUCUGCACCAUUGAUGUCUACAUGGUGAUGGUAAAAUGCUGGAUGAUUGACGAGAACAUCCGCCCCACCUUCAAAGAGCUAGCCAAUGAGUUCACACGUAUGGCUCGUGACCCCCCUCGCUACCUGGUGAUUAAGAGAGAGAGUGGGCCACUUCCCCAAGUUGAGCCACCCACACUCAGUGAAAAGGAGCUAGACGAGAUGGAGACACUGGAAGUGGAGACAGAGUUGGAGGAGGAGGAGCUUAAUAACCUUUUUGCAUCCAGGCAGUGGAUUGACUCCAUGCGGAGCCCAACUCUUCUGAAUCCUUCCGCUGGAUACAUCCCCAUGAAUCAGAGCAGCCUCAGUGGAAAUCGUCAGAGCACUGGACUGGGCUCCCGGCAGACCUUGAGGAUAAGGCAGGAGUCGAUGGGCCGCACAGUGUCGGAGUCCUCAGAGGGACGGGGCACAACCUCUGAAUAUGACCUCAAUGAGGACCUGUCGUUGUCCGGGAGCCUGUGCCGCAGCUUGCAAUCUCGGGGAGACAGCGCCUACCUGUCUCAGCGAGAGAGCUUGAUGCUCCCAGUGGGGAGUGCUGAUGGAGAGGAAGAUGCCAAUGGCUACGUCAUGCCAGAUCAAAAUGGCAGAGAGCGUGCUGCUUGUAUUGCUGCCUCCUUGGUCCGUGGCUCAAUCCCGGUGUACGAAGUGGAUGAAGAGUACGAGUACAUGAACCGGAGAGCUCCACAGGCCCCAAAGGCCCGGCCAGCCUCUCUGGAGGAGCUUGGCUAUGAGUACAUGGAUCUGGGCUCUGAGCUGAGCACAUCUUUGGGCAGCGUGCCAAGCUCCCAGCUCACCACGCCUUGCCGGGACGAGGACGAGGACGAGGAAGACUAUGAGUACAUGAACAAACAGCCCAAGCUCAGCAAGUCCCUGAGUAGCAUCCGCAGUUCUCGGGGGGACUAUACGGAUAUGGACUCCGGCAUCACACAGGGCUCCCCAGACGAACAGGGCUAUGAGGAAAUGGAUGCUGUCUUGCCCCCAGUGCAGUGCCCUGGCUGCCAGAGUCCGCCCUGCCCCAAGAACGGAUUCGUGAAGCCCUUGCGCACUCUGGAGGCCUCGGACUGUGCUUUCGACAACCCAGAUUACUGGCACAGCCGGCUGUUCAGUCAGGCAGAUGUUCAGAGGACUUAGCGAGCGUUGGACUGGUGGUUUCAUUCGUCCUUUUGCUUGGGAGUAAAAACCCGAGCCCUUACUCUUUAUCGCUGCAAACACCAUUGUUGUGAUGGUGGGCUGAAAAAAAGGGGAAACACCCAUUAAGCCCCUGUGACAUUGACCCUGUAAUGGGCAAGUGUAGCGAGACCAACCGACGACGGGCUUCUCAAGUGUUGGAUGGCAGCUCCCCCCGCCUUGCACUGUGUUUUGACUGAUUACAAGUCAGGUCUCUUCUGUUCAAAUGCUCUGGACUUAAGAGGGCAAACGGAACCCUCUGAUCGGGCACAACCUAAACUCUGGGAGCCAUUCCUGUGCAAAGAGAGAGGGCUUAUUCUGCGAUAAGAGGACAGAUAACUGUAGGAAGCGACUGCUUCUGUGGACACAAAGGCCUCUGCGCUCAGGUGCAUAUGACACAGUCUCUUCAGGAAGCAGCUCUGUUCUAGAAAGCUGGGUAGAGUCUUCUGGGCUGACCCACCAAAGUGCUGAGUGCCCUACUGUACAGGGUCCUCAGUAACAGCCAAAGCCUUUGGGGGCCUGUCUCGGCCUUCAUCAUGACAACCCUCUGCCCACCAAUAGCAGGGGGGCGUUAAGCAUGAGGCAUGCGUGCUGAGCCUUGUAGGAGGCUGCAAAGACUGAAGGGAAGGCCUUGUCAAGGAAGAAGUCUUGCUUAUGUCUCUUCCCAACAAAAUAUGCAAUAAGGGUGUAUAUGAAGGAUAAUGGUGUGUCCCCCCCCCCCGGCACGAGCCUGACAACUUCAUUUAGGAAGACAGUGUACCCAAGUGUGGGUCUGAGAUAAAGACUUGUGGGCUGCAAUCCUACCUCUCAGUAAGACAAGGUGUAGAAAAUGUGUGUUAGAACCCAGAACUCCUGGGUUUUGUUUUCAGCUGUGUCACUGGUUAUUCAGCGUUCCGUUAGCAACCCUUGUUGUGCCUUAUCAGUUCCCAUAUCAGGAUGGGAGACCCUUGAGGAGGGAGGAGUGGAAAGGGAAUGAACAUGCUAGAGACCCAGACUUCCACCUCUAGCAUUAGAUGCUCGUUACUGCAGGCCAACCUAAAUUUUCUCCAGCCUGUGGAAGAUCUACUAUGGAUCUCGAGCAUCCCAGAACGAAAAGCAGGAGAGAGCAAUGGAACGGAAUGCAGCAGAGCGGCCUUUUCAAAGGCAGCCUUCUCCGCAUUCCCUCCCUCCGGUAAAUGGAUUAUGGGGUGCUUCUCAGGAUAGGUGCCAGGCAGACUUGCAAGCUGCUCCUGCCGAACUUUCCUCUUCUACACAACUGUGGAAGGUACAGGGUCCCUGCCCUCUUCUCCCUCUGGCCACCUAGGGCUCAGUAAAGAGGACAGCAGCAGCAACUCACGGUGCAACCCUACACGUCUACUCAGAGGCAAGUUCCACUGAGUUCAAUGGGGCUUAUGUCCAAGUAAGUGGGUAUAGGACUGCAGGCUGAAAUCGGUGAGCAAAACCAUGGAAAUGAGUUUUAGUGCUGAAGCUCAGGAGUGCUGUGCGAAAGGCUGAAAAGUUGCACUAGGUGCCUUAAUGAUGUUGCUCUUAAUUCUUUUGAACCAGACUUACUUACAUUAGAGUAUUAUUUGGGAACAAACUUCUCUCUUCCAUCACCCCACCCUACCCUGAGGGCCAGUCGUAUUGUGCAUAACCUUGACUUUGUUCCCACAAGUUUUAGAUUGCAUCAUAUAAAGGGAUAUUUACAACAACAAAAAAGGGAACAUCAAACCUGAUGAAGAAAA